AUGGCGUACAAGAUUCUCAUCAAUGAGAGAUUUGGUGCCAAGGUUCUUUCUUUUUCAAAGUUAUAUGAAACAAUAAGCGAUAUCAAGAGUAAGCUGAGCGAAGAUCAGCUGACUUUGUUUAGGGGAAGCUGUUUUGGUGCUUUCUUACAACUGAAAAACAUUAAAUGGGCUCCACAGAUUGUACACCAACUCCUCCUUCGGCAAAUACAAUCAAAAGAGGAUGAAAAGAAAGGGAAGUUGGUGUUUUUGAUUGGUGGAAAAGAAUCUAGUUUUUCAAUAAGGGAAUUUAACCUCAUAACUGAACUGAGGUGUCACUCCCUACCAGGCAUCUCAUUAUAUUUGAAAGAGAUGGAGAAGUCUGGUGAACCUAGGGUGGGCUUGCAGAAUAAGUAUUUCAAUGGAAGCUCUCAUAUUUCAUGCCAAGAGUUACAAAGGACUUUUAUGCACUGUCAAGAUCCAGAAGAUGUCUUUAAGUUGGCACUUGUAUAUUUUAUUGAGUAUGUACUCUUAGGUAGAGACGUGAAGCUGCUGAUUGAUGUUGAUUUCUUGAAUCUAGUUGAUUAUGUUGAUAUGUUCAACAAGUACCCAUGA
This is a messenger RNA of Tripterygium wilfordii, 591 nucleotides long. RefSeq lists its product as uncharacterized. The transcript has a single exon. The coding region runs from base 1 to 591 and encodes 196 amino acids. NCBI's taxonomy places the organism in Eukaryota, Viridiplantae, Streptophyta, Magnoliopsida, Celastrales, Celastraceae. The record is from RefSeq and is a predicted model, not a curated record.